Molecule: messenger RNA, 3038 nt
Organism: Cyprinodon variegatus (sheepshead minnow)
Lineage: Eukaryota; Metazoa; Chordata; Actinopteri; Cyprinodontiformes; Cyprinodontidae
Gene: lrp11
Product: LDL receptor related protein 11
Exons: 9
Coding region: 200-1846 (548 amino acids)
Molecular function (GO): serine-type endopeptidase inhibitor activity; protein binding
Source: RefSeq, a predicted model, not a curated record
UUUUUUAGCAUCGUUGGGAGACAGACGUUUACCUGCUUUGCUGUAGAUGCAGAUGUCUUUUCUUAUUUCGUCUGUUUUGUUUUUGUUUUUUGUUUAAAUCCCCCCAGCUGGUGUGUGUUUGAUGUUGGCAGACCCCCUGCAGCUGAUUGAGUCCCUCAGGAGGCAGAGGGAGCCGCUGUUUCACUGAGUGAACAACAACAUGGCUCUGCCUCAGCAUCCCCGGCUCCUGCUUCCCUGCCUUCUCCUCCUCUUUACCAGCCGCUUACACGCGCGGUCCUCGCAGAUAUCAGACCUGAAAUCUAAAAUAUCCGGAGUGGAAGAGCUUUUGGAGGAAUUCCGAAAGCAGCUCCAGCAGGACCAGGCUUACAGAGCGGCCGACGUAAGCGACUCCUGCGUGGGCGACUUCAGCGCCGCGGAGGAGCGCAUCAUCCGGACGCAGGCCUCCAUAGAGCAGGGAGCCGCCUUCCUGUUGGCUCCGAAGUCGGUGUUCACCUGGAGGGACUGUCUGCACGCCUGCUGCUCUCUGCCUCACUGCACGGUGGCGGUGGUUCAGGAGGAUCUGAGGCGGCCUGGAGAAAGCCUCAACUGUUACCUGUUUAACUGCACUUAUAUGAAUAAAAACAUCUGCUCCUUCGCAGCGCAGGAAGGCUUCACCACCUACAGCCGGACUGCCAACCAAUCGCAGGGACGCCUGCCUGGUUCUCACAGUGAGGGCACCGGGAGGCCAGGGCACGCUCAGGGGGAGGAAACACAAGAGGUGGACGAGCCUCCUCGCUGCGACGCUGGACAGGACGUAGUGAUCCAGCUGCCCACCGACUGGGCCAUCCUGGACGGCAGGGAUAGCGUGGACGACCACAGGAUCACCGACUAUGAGUGGACUCUCGUUAAAGGCGAUACAGCCAUAAAUAUGAAGGUGACCCAUCCAGGGCUGCUGAAGGUCAGUGGUCUCCAGGAGGGGGUCUACACAUUCCAGGUGACAGUUACAGACACGGCGGGACAGAAGAGCUCAGACAACGUCUCUGUCACUGUGCUGGCACCAAAACACCAGGCAGAAGUCUGCACUGGUGACUGCUCCAACUACCAGUUUAAAUGUGAUGAUGGCUGCUGCAUUGACAUCUCCUACGCCUGCGAUGGGAGACAGCACUGUCCGGACCGCUCUGAUGAGGACUUCUGCACAAACUUUGAUGGUGGCCGGAAGUCAGUGACCCACCCUGCAGAUCGUCCCAUCCCUCAGAAGCCUGUUGCACAGACAGAGCAGGGAGAGGAUACCCCCAUGAUUCCAGAUGGGUCCAGAAGAACAGUUGUAUCAGCAGUGGACAGAAGCAAGGUUGCUUAUCCUCAGAGCCUGGGUGAGCAGGCUUCUGUUGAUCAUGCAGAUCCAUGUGCUGCAGCUCCAGUCGUUGGGCCCUGUAAAGGCACCUUCCCUCGUUGGUACUUCGACCAAAAGGUGGGAGAAUGCAAACACUUUCUGUAUGGGGGUUGCCAGGGUAACCAUAACAACUUCCUCCAGGAGUCUGACUGUGUCGGCGAAUGCUUACAGAAAAGCUCAGCCUUCAUGCCAACAAAUGCAACUCCUCCUGUCACCAAGCAGACUGAGACAGUUGCUGCUACAAUCUCACAAAGCCAGGGAAAUAGUGACUUGAUCUCUAAGCCAUUUCCAGUUAAAGGAGGACACCUAGGCCCAGAGUCGGGUGCAAUUCUACCGCUGGUGCUUGGCAUCCUCAUCACCACUCUGCUGCUUCUCAUGAUCGGCUGUCGCCUUAGACUUGUUCGUCAUAAGCUAAAGAAAGCACGGCCCCUCACCACAGAGGAGUCUGAUUACCUCAUCAACGGCAUGUAUCUGUAGCUGAAGAAGCUGGGCAGAGAUGUAAGAGUUUGCAAUUUGUCUUACUUUCAGCCCUACAUCUCAAAUCAGAACAUCUGUACGCUAUGCUGCCCUGAAAGCAACACCCGCACACUGAACCUGUCUGACUAACACUGUAAUGCUGCUCCCUUUGGAAUCAUUAAAACAUAUUCAAGCUUCAAUAAGUGCAUUCAUGUUUUGUGAAAAAACUUAUUAUAAACCAAUGAAGAUUUAUAUUUUGUCAUUGUAUAGAUGCUCACCGUCAAAACCCCCCAUGUAUGGCUAUUCCUCCCUGGUUAAAAACUAUAUAUGGAUUGCUCAGAAUAAAUCAGAAUCUGUGUAAUUUCAAAGUAAAUGCAUUGGUUUGAAUAUGAAUUUUACUAAUUUGAACCUGAAUUAAAUAAAUUUGAUUUGACAUGUAUUUCUUCUCUUAAAGCCAUUAAGCAAACAAAGACAGAUUCACUGAUCAGGUUAAAGGUAUUUUACUGCAUUUCAAGCUGAAGCAGUGGAGUUUUUACAUUAAAUUGGUAAAAGCAAUAUCAAAUGACCAUGUAUAAGAAGCAGCAUUUUUAUUUUAAUUAGUUUUUAUCUAAACUAGCAUAAUGUGCCACGGUUGUAAUGCCAUUUUAUUUGUCCUCAUAUAUUGAGUGAAGCCUCUGACGAUAAGAAAUGUAAAUCUGUGAUUGAUUACUUUUUUUCUUAGAGGACCUAAAUGUCCGACACAGUAAAAGAAUGAAUGUUCAAACUGAAAUUGAAUUAUUGCAAAGAAAGUGAAAAUGUACAAAAUCAAUCAUUAAUUCAAAAAUAGCUGUUUAAAUAAUUGUCUAAAAUAUAAGCGAUUAAAUUCAGUUUCAAACCUAUGAUUUUACUUUCAAAUUACAUAGAUAUAGAUUCAGUCUGAGUAUUUCAAAUCUGGCAUAAUUUUGCCCAAAUUCUUUUUCAAGUGUUUCACAAAAUGGCUUUUUUUUUUUUUAUCACUGGGUGUCACUAAUGUGACAUAUUUGUGCUACAUUUGUUACCCCAGUUAGCCUGACUGAUGCAUACUGGAGUGCCUGGUAACCACGGUUAUAAUUAGCAAAUUCUGUUUCAACUAUGUCCUGUAAAUUACUUUAUCCAUCUGUCUUUAAAGCAUGUUUUGUCUUUAGUGUAAAGAUAUAAGCCAUUAUUGACUCUUAGUUCAGUUUAAUAGAAAAAA